AUGAAAUACAGUCUUCAAUUAAACAUCUUAUUUAGCUCACUAUUUGCGCUUAUUUCAUUUACAUAAGCUGAGGAAGUUCUUAUUGCAGAAGAGUUUAAGGCUUACUAAUUUAGUUCCAACGAUGUUGUAGGAUGGAAUUAAAAGACAGUUAAAUUAUGCGAGCAAACUAGUUUCUAAGAUUUCAGUAAAGGAAAUAUGUUUGGUGUUUUUGCCAAAGAAACUCCAAACUUGUAAAAAAUAUAUCAAAACUUACCUCCUCAUUGGAGUCUUUCCGUUCGUGUAGAUGUGCUUUUGUAUAAAAGUGUUGAUAACGAAAAAGUUAAUGUAGUUUUAGAUGGUACAACUUACAAAACUUAUUAAAAAGACAAAUAUGAUGGUGUUAAAAUUUGCUUAGGGUCUACUUCAUACAAUGAUCAAUUAUAUUUCUUCUAAAAAAACAUUACUCACACUAAUUCAUAAUUGAACCUUCAGUUUACUUCUAAUUUCGAUUAGGACAAUAGUGAUGAAGGUUUUGGUAUCAAAAAUUUGUCUGUUAGAGUCGAUACUUGCCAUCCCUCAUGCGCUACUUGCUCAGGUCCUAGCUAGAACCAAUGCCAAAGCUGCCCUAAUAAAGGAACCUUAUAAAAUGGAGCUUGUACUUGCCCUUCAAUGGGAAUUGCUCAUAAUUACUAGUGCCUAAAUUAGUGCCCUUAAGGAUUCUAACCUGAUUCUACUAAUUCAUUCUGCGUAGAAACUUUUUGUAAUCCUUCCAAAUGUUCUAAGUGUGAUAGCAAUGGCUAAUCCUGCAGUUAAUGUGCUAAUGGAUAUUAUCAGUUCAGAAAAGGUUGCGUUUAAUAGUGCCCUUCAUUCGCUCCUUAGUAAGGUUAAACUUGCUAAGAUCCUUCAAAAUCUACUCCAAAUGGUGAUUAUCUCUUAAUUGGUUUGAAUUCUAAUAACUUUGGUGAAUCAGAAAUCGCUGCUCUUGGUCUUCAACUUUCUAACUUCAACUAAGCUACUUUUGGAAAUUGUGGUAGUGUUUAAUUGUUAGGAGGUCCAUUUAUUGGAGGCAAAGGUUCUUAAAUCUUAAAAACUUUCCAAAAUAUCAAGCCCCAUUUCUAAGUUAGAUUUGGUUUCCAAUACUACUAAAUUGAUUCAUGGGAUAGUGAAGGUUUCAAAGUUUAUGUUGAUACUAACCAGAUAGAUGAAAUAAAACAAGAUUAAGCUGGUGGUAAAGAUAAUCUUUGUGGUUCUAAUUCUUGGAAAGAUAAUUUUUACAGCUACUCUAAGUCAAUUUAACACAAUAGCCAAUCAUUAGAAAUUAAAUUGAAUGCAACAUUUGAUGAAGACUAUUUUAAUGAAUCAUUUGGCAUUAGAGAGUUAUUCGUCAUUGUAGAUUAUUGCCCUCCAGGUUGCGCAUCUUGCGAUUCGAACUAAUGUUUCAAAUGCUUUGAUGGAUAUUAAAAAUCAGGUACAAAAUGUGUUAACACUUGUGCUGAUGAUGAAUUUAGUUUAAAUAAGGUAUGCAAUAAAUGUGAUAGCACUUGCAAGUCAUGCAAAGACACUGCAUAAUUUUGCACCAGCUGUAACAGUGGAAGAUAUUUAUAUCAAAAUCAAUGCUUAGAAAAGUGUCCUGAUAACUACUUUAACAACUCUUUGAAUAAUAUGUGUUCUUAAUGCUCUAUCGGAGAUUGCCCACUCUGUUUACCUCCAGGAUAUUCUUCAUCUUGCAAGAAUUGCUCAGGACUCAAAAUUAUUUCCAAUAAAUGCCCUAAAUGA
Messenger RNA from Tetrahymena thermophila SB210, 1755 nucleotides. RefSeq names its product zinc finger lsd1 subclass family protein. Lineage: Eukaryota; Ciliophora; Oligohymenophorea; Hymenostomatida; Tetrahymenidae. The transcript is spliced from 8 exons. The record is from RefSeq and is a predicted model, not a curated record.